Messenger RNA from Leptopilina boulardi, 1872 nucleotides. RefSeq lists its product as uncharacterized. The coding region runs from base 1 to 1872 and encodes 623 amino acids. NCBI's taxonomy places the organism in Eukaryota, Metazoa, Arthropoda, Insecta, Hymenoptera, Figitidae. The record is from RefSeq and is a predicted model, not a curated record. The transcript has a single exon.
AUGAAUCAAUCAUUUACAAUAAGAGAAAAGUGUCCUGGUUGCGACUGUCUUUUAAUUCACAGUUCAGGCAGAAAAAAACAAAUAGAAAAUGCACAGGAAGCAAAUAAUUAUUCCAUUUCAUUGCAGCGAGCAAUUUUUGUUGAUGAUAUUAUUUGUCAAAAAUGUAGACUUUCUAUUUAUAGAAAAAAGAAACCUGAACAGAGCUUUGACUUAAAUACCGAAAUUGAUGUCCCUGAGUCAAUGGACAGUGAUCCCACCUUUGAAAUAGUCGAAUCAAAUGUAUCAACUUCUGAAAUUGAACGUGUAGAAGUUUUAGUUCAGAGAACGAUUUCCGCACAUAAUUAUUGUUGUUUUUGUAGUUCUAAAAAAGAUCUACGUGUCAUUCCUGAGGAAACUCGAAUUCAAUGUUAUAUUAAAACUCAAAUUUACAUUCCAUCUGGGAAUCGAUGUUGCCGUGCGCACUUUUUAAAAAAUAGAAUUUAUGAAGAAGAUCUUGUUCUCCUGAUAGCUUAUUCUAACACUACCAGUCUUACUGCAUCAGAAUUAUCAAAGAUAAUGGGGACUCUUUCUGUUAGGUGUGAUUCGACGUUACUUGACAAAGUGGGUGAAUACACUCUUUCCGAAAAACAACUCAAAGUUUUCACAGGUUUAAACUGGGAACAACUUAAUGAGUUGAAAGAUAUGUUGACUUCAUUGCGAAACAGUCAAUCCCGUUCUGUGAUUCAGGCUCUUGUUGUCUUUUUGUUAAAAUUAAGAUCAGGAAACUCUAAUGCAAUGAUUGCUUCUAUUUUGCAAUUGAAAAAUGAGCAUGAUGUUUCCGAUUAUUCGAACAGCGUAAUGAAAUCCUUUGAAAAUGAUGUUUUGCCAUUCCGUUUUGGUAUAAAUUCUGUCAGUAGGGAUGAACUCAUCCAAAACCAUACAACGGAAAUAGCAAAGCUACUAUUCGAUGCUCAUGACAAAUUGUUUUUGAUCUGCGACGGCACAUAUGCUAGGCACCAAAAAAGUACCAAUAAUGAGUACCAAAGGAAAUCGUUCUCUGGUCAGAAGAAAGUCCCUCUUUGUAAGCCGUUUACAAUUUGUACGACAGACAGAAUUGUUGUAGAUAUGCUUGGACCAUAUCUUGCUAACCAAAAUGAUGCCCAGAUUUUAGAGUCCAUAAUUGACGAUCAUGAAAGUUUGCCUAAGAUCCUUAAUGAAGGUGACAUUUUUGUUCUUGACCGCGGUUUCCGUGACAUAAAAGGAAAACUUGAAGAAAAAAAAUUCCAGGUUUUGAUGCCUGCUUUAAAAGGAAAAAGGAAACAGCUAACAGCUGAAGAAUCUAAUGACUCUCGGUUUGUCACCAAAAUUCGAUGGCCUGUAGAGUCAGUUCAUGGUGUCAUCAAGCAAAAGUAUACUCUUCUCGAUCAUAAAAUCGAUAAUAAGUUACUGCCAAAGGUAGGACUGUACUUUAGAAUUGCUUGCUUCCUGAAUAAUACAUUUGGCAAAAGAUUGCAAUCUGACGUAGAUUCAUUCAAUGACAUACUUCAAAGGAUGCAAAGUCAAAAAAUUGUGAAGUUUACUUUGCCUGAUGAAGUAGAAAAAAAUGGAUGGCUGCGCAAGAAACUGCCUUUUGGAACCAUCACGUCAAAUGAUCUCACAGAUUUUCCAGAAUUAACGGAAAAUGAGUUAAAAAUUCUAUUCACAGGGACCUACCAACUUUCUCAGGCCGUUUCUUAUUUAGCAGAAAUGCUUGACAAAGAUGGCAAUCUGAGAAUGGAAUUUGUUAAAGACAAUUCUAGUGUUUUAAAGAUUAGAGUUCAAUCCCGUCAUAUUUCUCGCCAAACAUAUAGGUGUUUUAUAAAAUAUGCACCAAACAGUAUCGGAAUUUCUUGA